AUAGUUUUUAAAGUAUUUUAUAUUCUUGUAUAGUAUUAUGAAACUUAAAGAACACAAGUUUCUUGUCCUUAUAUAUAUAUAUCAAUUUAUAGUUCAGAAGUUUUUAAGAACCAAUAACGUGUAAAAAAAAGAAUGAACUCAUAUCAUAAAAGUAUCAAGUACCUUAUAAGUUAUAUUUCAAGUAAAUUUUAUCAAAGUAUAAAGAAUUCUUAUAAAUUUAUUUACGUACAUAAAUGAAUAAAAAGAACAAUUAUUAAAAAUUAAGCACCAUACCAGCAUCCAGUGUUGGUGACACUGUCUAGAAAGUUGUAGUAUAACCUUAAAAUUUGACAUUAAAAAAUUACGUAAGAAUGUUCUGUCAUGUGUCAAACUUAGGUUCUUUUCUGAUCGAAUAGUAUCGUUUAUCGUGAAAUGUAAAUAUUUGUAAUAUAAGAUUAAUUUUUAGUUAUUGUAACAAUAUAUUCUACGAACCACAAAAUCGUUAUCAUGUAAGUCGUCAUUUACAACAAAAGAUAAGAUGAUGCACAUUACUAGAGCAGAUACUUCUGAACGAAGAUUCGAGAUACAAUGUAAAUUAGAGACAGAAAUUGCAUCCUUAGAAGCUUUGAAGGAAGCAGAAGAACGAAGUAGAAAAUUAACUAAUAAUGUUGUGGGAAUACUUUCUUCUCUGGAACAACGUCUUGCAACAUUAAGGCGCACUAUACUUCCUGUUUACAAUGAAACAGGAAAUCUUCAAGCACAACAACAAAACAUAGAAAGAACUUUAAAUGCUUUAGAUCAUGCCAUUGGAUAUUAUGGAGUUUGUCAGGAAGUAGAAGGAGCAGUGCAAGCAGGUCCAGGAGGAUCUGGAGGAUUAGAUAGUUUCUUAGAAGCAAUGAAUCGUUUAUUUAAUGCACAGCGCUAUUUUCAAAAAAAUAAUCCAAGCUCGGUAGAAUUGGAAAAUGUAACGAGUUUAUUUGUCGUUGGAUUAGACGCUUUGUACGCAGAAUUUCAUGAUAUUUUAACUAGACAAAGUAAACCGAUAUUACCGAUUGUGCUUUUGGAUUUAAUUGGUUCCGACGAAGAUACCAGUGGCGAAGAUGCUCCGCAAUCUCUUUGUCAAUUACCAGAAAGCAUAUUAGGAGACUUACUUAAAAUUGCUGGUUGGCUCGAGGAGAGGGGACACCGUAAACAUGUGAAAAUUUAUGCAUCUGUACGUUCUGCAAUUGUUUUAAGGUCUUUACAAUUACUAAAAGAACAUCAAAGAAGUGCUAGCGGUGGCAGUACACAUGCUGGAAGUCCUUUACCAAAAGCGAAAUUUGGUAACAGACACUCGAUAGGCGGUCAAGAAGCUAGUGGAAGGAGGGCUUCUAAAAGAUUACAGCAUGCCAUUGAAAAGAAAGCCAGUAGAAUGUUAUUAAAAGCUUCUCAAACUACUGGCUUAGGAUUAUCCUUAACUGCAUCCAGAAAACCGCCGCCACAAUUGACUGGUCACUCUGUAGAGGAUACAGCACCGGAUGAACAAGAAAUGGAAAAUUAUUUAUUAUUAACAGUUGGGCUUCACAAACUUAUGCAAGCCGAGCGGUCACUGGUUGCCAAGAUUUUGCCAAUCACUUUGCAGGCACAAGUUUUAGAAGAGACUGUGCGCGAAGCUAUGGAUCUGGUAGCUCACGAUGGUGAAAGUAUAGCAACCCGUGCUAAAAGAUGCAUCGUACGACGUGACUUUUCAGCGGUAUUAGUAAUUUUCCCGAUUUUAAAACACCUUGGAGAGCUGAAACCCGACUUGGAGCGGACUGUCGAGGGUUGCGAUUACGCCCUUAGGUCGAAAUUUACUUCCGUGCUUAAUACUCUGAAUGUAACUGGUGCAAAAGCACUGGAAGACUUUGCGGAGAGCGUUCGAAACGAAUCUAAUUCAGUUUUACCUAAAGAUGGAACAGUAGCAGAAAGUACAAGCAACGUGUUAGUAUUCUUGGAGCAACUAGCAGAGUACGCGGAUACCGCGGGAGUUGUUUUAAGACGCAGCACUGAUAUGGAGGGUACAAUUUCUGUAAAACAAUCGGAAAAUAUGUACAGGAUCGUUCUGGGAACGUAUAUCAAGAAAGUAUUAGCACAGUUAAAUUUAGCACUUGUAAGUAAAAGUGACACUUGUUAUUCGGACGCUGCGCUACGAGCUCUCUUUCGUUUGAAUAAUCAUAAUCACGUGGUAAAUGCUUUGCGUCGUAGUUCUUUGAUGGAACUGCUGUUAUUAGCAGAGCCUACCGCGGAACAAUCGUAUCAUGACAUUUUAGUACGAGAUAAAAGUAAUUAUGUGUCGACCACAUUUACGAAAGCACGCACUUACCUCGAACAGCCCAUCGACGAGCCAGAACCAGGAGCAAAAACGUUGAAAGAAAAAUUCUUAGGAUUUACUAGAGAAUUAGAGGAAGUCGCAAAGUGUCAACGGUCUUAUUCUGUACCUGAUGCUCGGUUACGAGAAGAGUUACGGAAAGAACUUCAGCAAGAUAUAAUCCCCCUUUAUACAGUUUUCCAUAAUAAAUAUCGUGGAAUAUCAUUUUCCAAGAACCCAACGAAAUAUAUAAAAUAUACUCCUGAACAAAUAUCCAGAAUGAUCGAUACGUUUUUUGACACAACGGCGUAAUGAAUAACUAGAACAUUUUAAUAAACACCCAUUUAAUAAAGCAUAUUUAGUUACAUUAUUUAUGAUAUUUUUCAUGGACUGAAUUCCCGUUCCCCGGAUAGAUUGCACAGGUCAGUGGAUCUGCGACGAUUGAAAUAGAUCUCGGUCCAGCCCCACUUUAUAUAUAUUUAUA
Nomia melanderi (Alkali bee) is the source of this 2789-nucleotide messenger RNA. RefSeq names its product exocyst complex component 7 (gene Exo70). Gene Ontology annotation, molecular function: phosphatidylinositol-4,5-bisphosphate binding. The record is from RefSeq and is a predicted model, not a curated record. Gene Ontology annotation, biological process: exocytosis. NCBI's taxonomy places the organism in Eukaryota, Metazoa, Arthropoda, Insecta, Hymenoptera, Halictidae. Gene Ontology annotation, cellular component: exocyst.